AUGAAAUUUGAAGACUCAGAAAUAACAUUACUCACAGAACAAAUACAACAAAUAACAGUUGUAGCAGAACAUGAAGGAGCACAAAAGGAAAUAGAUCAAUUCAAAAAACAAAUAAUAAAAGAAGACAAAACUAAAAAGAAAGAAAAAGGCAAAGCUAAAAAAGCAGAAACAGCUGAUGAUAAAAAAACUUAUUUAUACAAAACAAUAUCUGCAUUAACAGAAACAAAAGAUGCUAUUCUCUGGAAAAAUAGAGAUCUAGUAAAAGACAUAGAAGAAGAUUAUAGAUACACAACUAAUGCUGUAUUAAAUCUAGAUAAAAAAAACUUUGAAGCAAUGCAAGAACAAAUAGAACAAUACAAAAGCGAACUAUUACGAGAAUAUCAAGCUAAGUACAGAGAACUAUUGGGAGUAUCUUUAAAAAAUCUAGAUAAAAUAUAUGAUAUAAAAGACAAAAAAGAAUUGAUGUUUCAAAAACAACAAAAAGCCAGACGACAAGGCUUAAAACUACCAGAAAUAUUAUUACCAAAAUAUCCAUAUCACGAAGAAUAUAGACCAACAGUAAAUGAACCACAAGAAACAGAACAAAAGCAGAUAACUG
Molecule: messenger RNA, 598 nt
Organism: Racocetra persica
Lineage: Eukaryota; Fungi; Glomeromycota; Glomeromycetes; Diversisporales; Gigasporaceae
Source: the annotation of a GenBank genome assembly